Messenger RNA from Xiphias gladius (swordfish), 2685 nucleotides. RefSeq names its product retinol saturase, tandem duplicate 2 (gene retsat.2). Bases 82 to 1914 code for a protein of 610 amino acids. The record is from RefSeq and is a predicted model, not a curated record. Gene Ontology annotation, molecular function: all-trans-retinol 13,14-reductase activity. NCBI's taxonomy places the organism in Eukaryota, Metazoa, Chordata, Actinopteri, Istiophoriformes, Xiphiidae. The transcript has 11 exons.
UUAACGCGGAAGUGAGCAGGCGGCGAACGUUGUGGUCGGAUUCGAGGCACAGAACCGCGUCCGCUCGAUCUUUACGCCACAAUGUGGAUCAGUGUAGCGAUCAUUUGCGUCGCUUUGGCCGUGUUCGUAUUCAAAUAUGUCCUCAGGAGCCCCGGGCCCAAUCCCUUCGAGAGGGACACCCGCGAACCGCUGAAAGAGAUGGUCCACGACAAGAAAGAGAAGAAAAAAGUGCUGAAGCAAGGUUUCGUGGCCAGUAAAGUCCCCGACAACCUGGAUGCCAUCAUCAUCGGCAGCGGGAUCGGUGGGCUUGGACUCGCGGUGCUGCUGGCCAAAGUCGGGAAAAGAGUCCUGGUUCUGGAGCAGCACGAUCGGGCCGGGGGUUGCUGUCACACAUUCACUGAGAAGGGCUUUGAGUUCGAUGUCGGGAUCCACUACAUCGGUGACCUGUUGGAACACAAGCCGUUCCGCUGCAUGCUGGACCAGAUGACCAACGGACAGCUGCAGUGGGAGCCUCUGGAGAAUCCGUUUGACCACGUAGUUCUGGGACCUCGGGAGAACCGCCGCCGGUACCCCAUCUACAGCGGCAGGACCCGCUUCCCCGAGGAGCUGAAGAAAUGUUUCCCUGGGGAGGAGAAGGCCAUCGACGAGUACGUGAAGCUGGCCAAGAAAGCCGGGCGGGGCAUUUGGCUCCUCGCGCUGCUGAAGCUCUGCCCCGUCCCCUUGGCUAAGUUCCUGGUCUACAGCGGCCUGCCCAAACGUCUGUCCUUCUUCUUCAAGAUGGCCUCCCGCAGCCUGACGGAGGUGGUCAAUGAACUGACGGAGAACAAAGACCUCCGGGCGGUGUUCGCCUACAUCUUUGGCACCUACGGCAACAUGCCGAAAGAUGCCAGUUUUUCGAUGCACAGCUUGCUGGUCACUCACUACCUAAACGGCGCCUGGUACCCGAAAGGUGGAGCCAGUCAAAUCGCCUACCACAUGAUCCCCAUCAUUGAGGAGGCCGGUGGUGCUGUUCUAGUUCGAGCCCCAGUUAACCGGAUCUUGUUCAAUGAUGCCAAGGAAGCCUAUGGUGUGAGCGUCAUGAAAGGUCAAGAGGAAAUCCACAUCCGUGCCCCUAUGGUCAUCUCCAAUGCUGGAAUCUUCAACACCUACCAGCAGCUGCUGCCCAAAGAGCUCCAGACCAUGCCAGCCAUCCAGCAGCAGCUCAGUAUGAUGAAGAACGGUGAAGGUGGACUGAGUGUUUUCCUGGGCCUAACCGGAACCAAGGAGGAGCUGGGCCUGAAAGCAGACAACUACUGGAUCUUUGUUGAGAACAACUUUGAUGAACUGGUGGAGAACUAUCUGAAGGGAAAGAGGGAAGAGUCUGCUAAAAAUGUACCUCUGCUGUUCGUUGCCUCUCCCUCGGCUAAAGAUCCAACCUGGGAGGAAAGAUCACCAGGCAAGUCCACCUUGAGCCUUGUCAGCUUUGCCAACUACGAGUGGUUCGAGGAGUGGAAGGACGACAAGGUGACCAACCGAGGGGCGGACUACAAAGAGCUGAAACAGGCCUUCAUCGACUCUAUCGUGGAGGUGGUCAUGGACGUCUUCCCCAAGAUAACCAGAGACAAGAUUGAGUACAUUGAUGCAGGAACCCCCAUCACAAACACACACUACAUUGGAGCCCCCAAAGGUGAAAUCUACGGAGCGGACCAUGGCGUCGCCCGGUUCAGCCCUGAACUCAACGCUACAGUGAGACCUCAGACUCCACUGAAGAACCUCUAUCUGACAGGCCAGGAUGUGUUUGUGUGCGGCUUUGCCGGCGCUCUCGCUGGAGCUCUCAGCUGCGGCUCGGUCAUCCUCAACCGCAACCUCCACCUGGAUGCCAUCGCCCUGGCAAAGAAAACAAAAUUUGUUAACGCCAAAUUGAAGGGGGAGUAACUCUCUGCCAAUAUUCAGCCGAGGGACUGUUAUAUACUGUAAUUAACCAUUAAGCUGGUCUCGCAACAAACUCGCACAAACAAAAAAUCCUUGUGUAAGGAGGGAAGACUCUCAGGUUCCAUCUAACAAGAUGAAUCGUUAAUGCCAAAAUAAAGUGGAAAGCUUAAUUUUCCACGCCGACUCAUACCAAAACUAAACUUAGCUUCUGCUUUGACUUGUACACACCCAGAGUAAUUCACGUUUGACUACUUCAGUUUUGUUAAACUGUGAAUAACAGAACACUUCAGAUGUUAUAUGUCUGAGUAAUGAAGCUGCUGAGCUCUGUCAACUUGCACUUAUCAAAUCAACAUAACAUGACCUCAUGCAAAUACUUUUGUAAAUCAUUCAACUGUGUUGAAAUUCAUACACAAGUUGCCGUGUUGCUUAUUUUUUUUUGUGUGUUUGGGUUGUUUUUUUUUUUUUUUCUCAAAACUACCAACUCUGUGCCUAAUUAUGCCAUCUGUUUGGUUUGCAGUUUUUACAAGGGAUUUCUCCCUAUUGAUACUAAAGGGUACAAACAAUAAAUUUGAUUCGUUCUCAGGUGUACUAUGUAUAUUUAUCAUGAUUUUUUCACAACUGUUAAAAAUAAUCUUUCUCCUCUUACUUUGUUGGUUGAUGAUUCACCCUUCACGUUGUUGUUGUUGUUGUUGUUGUUGUAAGGGUAACACCCACCAAUAUAAGCAGCAAUAACCAAAUAUAUUUGUUUACACUUACAAAUUGUUUGACUUUAAA